AUGGUUCUCGCUUCGCUUCUCGUGGGUGCGCCUCACACGACACCGAUGACGACGGAGUCGAACACCGCUGGCAGGGCCAAUAAGCGCCAGUCGCUCGUACUUGGGGACCCAAGCUACCUCAAGGUGAACAGCAACGAGCUCCCGCGGGGCGUCGUAUCGCGAUCGCGGUGGUGUCACUUUGGUCUUGGUGGUGAUCGUUCGUCGAUAGGCUUUGUUGUCUGUUGACAUGGCCAACGCCGAUCGUUUCGCGACUCCCGCGUCUGCGCCUCGACCUU
Molecule: messenger RNA, 275 nt
Organism: Phanerochaete carnosa HHB-10118-sp
Lineage: Eukaryota; Fungi; Basidiomycota; Agaricomycetes; Polyporales; Phanerochaetaceae
Exons: 1
Coding region: 1-225 (74 amino acids)
Source: RefSeq, a predicted model, not a curated record